This is a messenger RNA of Raphanus sativus (radish), 1504 nucleotides long. Its product is annotated as serine/threonine-protein kinase D6PKL2. The transcript is spliced from 3 exons. The coding region runs from base 171 to 1478 and encodes 435 amino acids. Gene Ontology annotation, molecular function: ATP binding; protein serine/threonine kinase activity. Gene Ontology annotation, cellular component: plasma membrane; cytoplasm; nucleus. NCBI's taxonomy places the organism in Eukaryota, Viridiplantae, Streptophyta, Magnoliopsida, Brassicales, Brassicaceae. The record is from RefSeq and is a predicted model, not a curated record. Gene Ontology annotation, biological process: protein phosphorylation.
GUAACCCCUAUAUUACAGCCUUUGCCAUUGCCAUACACAUCGUUUUUGUAUCUUCUAUUGAUAUUCUAUUUCUCGGCAAAAUCUCACAACUAACUUCUUCUCCUUCUCCUUCUCCUUCUCCUUCUCCAUUGCCACAUCUCUCUCUUCUCUCUUCAUUGAUUGGAUCCGAGAUGGAGCCAUGGGUUGACGAUCUGGCAGACGAUCUACAAAGUGUGAGCUUCACCUCCGCCGGAACCACCGUUAACCGAAGCACUAGCUCCGGCUCUCGCUCAUCCUCCUCCGCCGCAGCUCUCACUCCGGCGACAUCUUUCUCCUCCGCCAAACUUCCUCCCUCACUCAGAUCGUCUCUCUCCCUCUCCGAUCUCCGGUUCCGUCUCCGCCUCGGCGCCGGAGACAUCGGCUCCGUUUUCUUAGCCGAGUUCAAAUCCACAACCGCCGUCGAAUUGCCGCUCUUGGCCGCCAAGGUCAUGGACAAGAAGGAGCUCGCGAGCCGGAGCAAAGAAGGCAGAGCCAAGACGGAGAGAGAGAUUCUCGAGACGCUCGACCACCCUUUCCUCCCCACGCUCUACGCCGCCAUUGAUUCACCGAAAUGGCUCUGUUUGCUGACGGAGUUUUGUCCCGGCGGCGACCUCCACGUUCUCCGUCAGAAACAGCCUUCCAAACGCUUCCACGAAUCCGCCGUCAGAUUCUACGUAUCGGAAGUGAUCGUAGCCAUGGAAUAUCUUCACAUGAUGGGGAUUGUUUACCGAGACUUGAAGCCUGAGAAUGUGCUGGUUCGAUCAGAUGGUCACAUCAUGCUAACCGAUUUCGAUCUCUCCUUGAGAUGUGAUGAAUCCACCUCCACACCACAGAUUGUACUGAACGGCUCUUCUGACCAGAACGAGAGCCAAACAAUGGACCAUCAUCAGACCACAUCGUCUUCUUGCAUGAUCCCAAACUGUAUUGUCCCAGCUGUCUCCUGCUUCCACCCGAGAAUCCGAAGACGUAAGAAGAAAGCUGAUCACCGUAACAACGGUCCUGAGCUUGUGGCCGAGCCUCUGGACGUCCGCUCCAUGUCCUUUGUUGGGACGCAUGAGUACUUGGCCCCUGAAAUUGUUUCAGGAGAAGGGCAUGGGAGCGCGGUGGACUGGUGGACAUUGGGGAUAUUCAUGUUCGAGCUGUUCUACGGUACGACGCCUUUCAAAGGGAUGGACCACGAGUUAACCCUUGCAAACAUCGUCGCUAGAGCCCUCGAGUUUCCAAAAGAGCCAACCAUUCCAAGCGCGGCCAAGGAUCUGAUCUCUCAGCUACUGGCUAAGGACCCGAUCCGACGUCUGGGGUCGUCUCUGGGUGCAUCUGCCGUGAAACGCCACCCGUUUUUCCAAGGAGUUAAUUGGGCUUUGCUCAUGUGUACUCGUCCUCCUUUUCUUCCUCCGCCUUUCCGCAAAGAACUUUUGUCCGAUGACAUUUGUCCUGAUACCCAUGUCGACUACUAUUAAUAAUAUAUUAUUUAGCAACUACGUAA